This is a messenger RNA of Enterobius vermicularis (human pinworm), 567 nucleotides long. NCBI's taxonomy places the organism in Eukaryota, Metazoa, Nematoda, Chromadorea, Rhabditida, Oxyuridae. The record is from the annotation of a GenBank genome assembly.
AUGAGAAUCCUACUCAGAAGGGACGAUAUCGCAGCGCGCCAUGUAGACGACCAAUUCUUAGUAGCAGCUUGUCAUCCAGUAAAACCAGAAAAGCUGUUCCUGUACCACCAAGUCGAGGAGGAAUGCUACGAGUAUCUUCCAGUCCAAGUGAAAGAGCAAGUCGUGUUUAUCGCUCCUAAUACACACGACGUUAAACUACAUUCAAGAGCAGUCAACUGCCCCUUGAAACCUCUUCGCAACAACCAUGAAAUUAUUGCAGGACUUGGACUGAACAAUUUUUUGACCAAACGCACCUUGUUUACAGGAAUUAAACUUCCGGACAUAGGAGACGAAUGGAUCAAACUAGCGAUUGACCGCAAGCAAAGAUACGAGCCAGCAGAGCAAGUCUCAAACCCCUUUGAACAAAGGGCGACCAGCACAGAUGAGUUUUUAGAAGAAAUUGGUGGCAAGGCAGAAGAAACUACAAAAUUAAUAAAGAACACACUUUAUUUACUGUUGAUAUCAUGGAAGUGGAUAUGCAGUUUUGUUUUAUUCCCAUUAUUUCUCCUCUCAGUUUCGGGCAUUUGA